Messenger RNA from Fusarium poae, 1191 nucleotides. RefSeq lists its product as uncharacterized. Lineage: Eukaryota; Fungi; Ascomycota; Sordariomycetes; Hypocreales; Nectriaceae. The record is from RefSeq and is a predicted model, not a curated record. Gene Ontology annotation, molecular function: metalloendopeptidase activity. Gene Ontology annotation, biological process: proteolysis. Bases 1 to 1191 code for a protein of 396 amino acids. The transcript is spliced from 5 exons.
AUGAAGUUAUUCUCGUCUUCCAUUAUGCUCCUAGCCUCUGUUGCCAACUCUAUGCCAUUCGACGAGAGAGAUGCAUCCUCCUUAGCAGUGAACCUGGAGAUGAUUGGCAACACGCUUGUUAAGGCGACGAUCACCAACAAUGGCGGAUCUGAUCUGAAGCUGUUCAAGACCGGUUCACUGAUUGAUCCUGAUAUCCAAACCGAGAAGGCUGAGAUCUUCCAGAAUGGCGAGAGCAUUGACUUUGAAGGCGUUUAUGUCGAAAUCUCUAUGGAGGACGUGGACGACACCGACUUUGAAGCUCUUCGCGUUGGGCAGACCCUUGAGACCACUUUCGAUGUCGGUGAAACCCACAACCUUGGCGCCGGCGGCAACUUCUCUCUGAUCUCUACUGGAUCCUUCUUGUACGCUCUGCCCGGGUCCAACGAGAUCGCAGGCGUGAUCCAGUUUACCAGCAACACCAUCAACACGCACGUGGACGGUGCCGCUGCCUCCUCCAUCCAUCAGGGUUUCGCCCUUCGCGCACGUCACAUCCUGGCCAUCGGAAUAUGUCGAAAUCGCGCGCGUCGAGCCGCCGCCGCCGCUCGCUCCGGACCUGCCGCCAGGAUGAGGGAGUACUUCAAGUCGGCCGCUCCUGUGACUCGCAACCACGUCGCUGGUAUCUUUGACCGCAUCGCGGUGGCUUGCAGCAGCAUCAACUCAGGGGUGCCCACUACUACUGUGGCGACCCGAGGGGCGGACCAGGCCUUCGUCACGCUCCACGAGACGGGCCAUCUGUUCGGCCUCAAGGAUAUCAAUAGGGCUUACAGCUACGAACAAACCCGGGCUCUUUCAGCAGCUCAGAACCUUAGACACACCAACUCGUACAGUUACUUCGCCAAAGCUCGAUAUGCCGGCUCUGCUCGUGCAUCCAUCGACCGUAUCGUCAAGAGGCUUGAGGCUGCAAAUACCGUUGCUUAUGAGGAUGUUGCUGAUGCUAAGAUAGGGCGCCCGCAGCAGCUCACGGAGGAAGAAGAAGAAGCUAUCGUAUCUUAUAUCAUCUGGAUGCAGAAGUCAGGCCUGCCUGCCGCGAAGUGGGAAAUAGAGGAUGCAGCACUCACUCUGCGCCGCCGCCGUGAUCCUGAUGUGACACGUCCAGGUCGUAAAUCACCCCAGCCCGUAACCACGAUUGCAGCACUUGACACAUUCCUAUAA